Juglans microcarpa x Juglans regia is the source of this 3058-nucleotide messenger RNA. Its product is annotated as exocyst complex component EXO70A1-like. The transcript has a single exon. Gene Ontology annotation, molecular function: phosphatidylinositol-4,5-bisphosphate binding. Gene Ontology annotation, biological process: exocytosis. Gene Ontology annotation, cellular component: exocyst. The record is from RefSeq and is a predicted model, not a curated record. NCBI's taxonomy places the organism in Eukaryota, Viridiplantae, Streptophyta, Magnoliopsida, Fagales, Juglandaceae. The coding region runs from base 344 to 2374 and encodes 676 amino acids.
UCACGCGCCCGUGCAUACACAUUUUUUCUUGCCCUUUCCACCUGAAAAGAAGAAUCAUCUCGUAUGCUUGGUAGUUGCCGAUUAGGUAACAUUUCCCGCAACCACUUCUUUGCGUUCGCUUCGGUUAUGAUUUGGCGAGAUUUUGGUGCAGAAACACUUGCAAAACCGUUGAUCUGGAACACCUUUUUCGAUGAUUCCCAGAGAGAUUGACGAGAUUACCUUUUAGGAAAACUAGCAGCUGAUUGUACUAGCUGUCUUCCGAAGCUACUUGCUUUUAUCUAUUGCGUAAGAUUUAGACGUUUAAGCUUCUGUUUUCUUAGGGUUUUGGGGUUUUUGUAUUCCGAUGGCGUUGUCGGAUAAGAUCGGUAACUUAAUAUCUGCUACCAAAUCAUUGAAACUAAGCUUAGAUAAAUCAAAGGCCCUGGGGUUAGCUUUAGAGAGAUCUGGGCCUAGAUUAGAAGAGAUUAGCCUAAGAUUGCCUUCCCUGGGAGCUGCCGUCCGGCCCAUUCGAGCAGAAAAGGAAGCCCUUGUUGCCGUCGGGGGCCACAUUAACCGUGCGGUAAGCCCUGCCGCAGCGGUGCUUAAGGUUUUUGAUGCUGUUCACGGCCUUGAAAAGUCGUUGUUAUCUGAUCCCCGGAACGAUCUUCCGGGCUACUUGUCAGUGUUGAAACGCCUGCAGGAGGCGUUGAAGUUUCUGGGUGACAAUUGUGGGUUGGCAAUUCAGUGGCUGGAGGAUAUAGUAGAGUAUCUGGAGGAUAAUAUGGUGGCCGAUGAUCGGUACCUUUCCAAUUUAAAGAGUUCCUUGAAAAAUCUCAGAGAAUUGCAGAAUGAUGGGGAGAGGGCUCACCUUGAUGGUGGAGUUUUAGAUGCCGCUUUGGAUAAGUUGGAAAAUGAGUUCCGGCAGCUCUUGACUGAACAUAGUGUGCCACUUCCGAUGUCAUCAUCAUCUGCCCCUGUUGAGCAAGCAUGCAUUGCACCAUCACCUUUACCGGUCUCUAUUAUUCAGAAGUUGCAAGCAAUUCUUGGGAGAUUAAUUGCUAAUAACAGACUCGAGAAGUGCAUAGUGAUCUACGUUGAAGUUCGUAGUUCAAAUGUUAGAGCAAGUUUACAGUCUCUUAAUUUGGAUUACCUCGAGAUCUCAGUAUCUGAAUUUAAUGAUGUCCAAAGCAUAGAGGGGUAUAUCUCCCAGUGGGGUAAGCAUUUGGAGUUUGCAGUGAAGCAUUUGUUUGAGGCGGAGUAUAAGCUUUGUAUUGAUGUUUUUGAGAGGAUGGGAUUAGAUGUGUGGAUGGGUUGCUUUGCAAAGAUAGCUGCUCAGGCUGGUAUUCUCGCAUUUCUUCAAUUUGGGAAGACUGUUACAGAGAGCAGGAAAGACCCCAAUAAGCUGCUAAAGCUGUUGGAUAUAUUUGCAUCAUUGAACAAAUUGAGAUUGGAUUUUAACCGGUUGUUUGGUGGAGCAGCAUGUGUUGAAAUCCAAAACUUGACAAGGGAUCUCAUCAGGAGGGUGAUUGAUGGGGCAGCAGAGGUGUUCUCGGAGCUUCUGGGUCAGGUUGAGUUGCAGCGACAGACCUCGCCUCCUUCAGAUGGGAGUGUACCGAGAUUGGUGAUCGUCAUUAUUGAUUACUGUAAUAAACUACUUGGGGAUGACUACAAGUCAAUCUUAACCCAGGUUCUGGUCAUUCAUCGGAGUUGGAAGCAUGAGAAAUUUCGGGAGAGGCUCCUUAUUAGUGAAGUUUUAAACAUAAUCAAGGCCAUUGAGCUGAAUUUGGUGGCAUGGGAGAAGGCAUAUGGGGAGGAUCUCAUCCUAUCCAAUUUUUUUUCAAUGAAUACCCACUGUCAUUUGUACAAGCACCUGAAGGGAACAAGGGUCGGGGAUCUCUUAGGAGACUCUUGGUUAAAAGAACAUGAACAGUCCAAGGAUUAUCAUGCAACAGUCUUCUUGAGAGAGAGCUGGGGAAAGCUUCCCAGUCACUUGAGCAGGGAAGGUCUGCUUAUGUUCUCAGGUGGACGUGCCACUGCCCGUGACCUUGUCAAGAAAAGAUUGAAAGCGUUCAAUGAAGCUUUCGAUGACAUGUACACCAAGCAGUCAAACUGGAUUAUAUUGGACAAGGAUCUGAGAGAGAGGACGUGCCAGGUUAUAGUGCAGGCAGUUGUGCCUGUUUACCGAAGCUACAUGCAGAAUUACGGGCCCUUGGUGGAGCAAGAUGCAAGUUCCGCUAAGUAUGCAAAGUACACAGUGCAAACUUUGGAGAAAAUGUUAUUUUCUCUUUAUCUGCCCAAGCCGGCGAGAUAUGGAAGUUUCAAAGGCAGGCAGCCAAGUGGGAAAUUCAACAAUGGCGUAGCAGAUCUUCGUCGCACUGCCUCUGCAGUUGUGUGAUUGUCUCGCCCGAUUUGGCUUGCCCUGGUUAACCCCCACGGCUUACCGUGUUCCUAUAUUCUCCUCCCAUUGUUUGAUGGUUCGCCAAUUACCUGUGUAUAUAUUGUACUACCAAGAGCCUUGGAACUACUGCACAAAUGUUUUCACAUAUUGGAUUUAUAGAAGGAAGUUCCUCUGAACGUUACCGUCACAUUGCUUGGAUUGUCUCCAUUAGAAGGAAUUUUUGUAGCUUGUCUGACCGUGAUGAAAAAUUUAGAAUUGCCUUCCAUCCUGAAGGGUUCAGAAAAGCCAUAUGAGUGCCAGACAUGCCGAUAAAAGUUUAUACGGCCGUAUUGAUAAGGUUAGUAGGUAAUACUCCCAGCCAUAAUAUACCCCUCCAAUUUUUCCCAUCUUCACUGUUGGUUUAGUUUCCAGAUAAAGGCAGCAGGAAAAAAACAAAUAUUGUAAUCUCUAGAAUUCAUAUACUAUUUCUUGAUAAAAAGUUCAUCUAGAGGUCUAGCUGUGAUUGGAAUUCUUUAAUUAUCAUUAGUAUUUUGAAAAGGUAGUACAUGUUGGGAUGUUGCGGAAAUGCUUGUUGCUUAUGCUACUGGAUGCCUGUUGUUUUUGGGAACUUGUGUAUCACAGGCAUGAUUUUAGUGAAACAUCAUUGACAAUAAAAUGGCAAUGUCUUGCAUCCCUUCACUA